UUUAAAUAUUAUUUAAACAUCAAAUACGACCAUUUUAUAAGAAAUAAUUUGCACACCUACAAAUAACGAUGAGCUAUCGUUUAAUUUCAUGGGGUGCCAAUUCUCAUGGUCAACUUGGACAGGGUAUUCAUUCGGAGGAAUGUCUUUUACCCCAAGAAGUUGAUUUGUCCAGAUGUUCGUUAGAACCUCGAAGAAUACGUAAAAUAGUUGGCGGUGCUGGUCACUCCCUAAUUUUAGACGAUUACGGUAACGUUUAUUCCUGCGGCUGGAACAAUAAAGGUCAAGCAGGUUUUUCUACCCAGCAAGAUGUUCUUUCGUUUCGAAAACUAGGUAAUAAACUUGAAGGUAAGGUUGUCGUGGACAUCGCAUGUGGCUGGGAUUGCUCCGCGGCAUUGACAAUAGAAGGCACCUUAUUUCUGUGGGGGUCGAAUUGUUUCGGACAAUUGGGGGAACACCUGAGUAAUCUUCGUUGGACGCACGAACCUUUUGAACUUCUAAUCGAUCGAAAAGUUAAAGGGAUUUCCUUUGGCCUAAGGCACACUGCUCUAAUAACAGAGGAUCAUAAAGUUCUGGUAGCGGGUGCAGGUAAUAGAGGACAAUUGGGUCUAAGUCGGUCGAGGAACGAACCGCUUUUAAAUGCCGCAUACACUUUCACAGAAGUUCCAACUCUGACAAAUGUGCACAGUGUUAACUGUGGUCAACGUCAUACUAUUGUAGUAGAGGAAAACGGGGAUCUUUAUGGUUUCGGUGACAAUAAACAUGGACAAUUAGGCUUAAAUACUGAUAUACUCUCAAAUACAUCCUUUCCAAUAAAACUAUUAGACGUUCCGUUUAAAUCACCGGCUGAGAUCCAAUGUGGCUGGUCGCAUACGGUUGCAUUAAGUGAUGGUCAAAUUUUUUCAUGGGGUAGAAAUACGUAUGGACAAUUAGGUGUUAAAGAAUUUGAAGGAUCAUCGACUUGGAAGGUUAUGUGGCGCGAAAACGAGUCGAAAAUUCGUCAGAUUUCUGUCGGUUCAGAACAUAACGUUGCUUUAACAGAGAACGAUAGGAUUGUGUGUUGGGGUUGGAACGAGCAUGGAAACUGCGGAAACGGUCAUACGAGAGACGUUAAAUUUCCGGGAGAGCUUUCACUUCCGUUUGAUUACGCGGGAAUUUGUAUCGGUAGCGGUGCAGGUCAUUCGUUUGCUGUAAUAAAGAAGCUAUAAAUUUUAUUGACGAAACACUAA
Messenger RNA from Osmia bicornis bicornis, 1226 nucleotides. RefSeq names its product secretion-regulating guanine nucleotide exchange factor-like (gene Sergef). The transcript has 5 exons. The record is from RefSeq and is a predicted model, not a curated record. The coding region runs from base 69 to 1205 and encodes 378 amino acids. NCBI's taxonomy places the organism in Eukaryota, Metazoa, Arthropoda, Insecta, Hymenoptera, Megachilidae.